AUCAUCUAUCAGGGAGAAAAAGCCUUUGUGCGCGGUAGGUAGGAGCUUUUGUGCUCAGCAACUCUGUGAUUUAAUGCAGGCGGCUGAGGAGGGGGUGGAGGUUUCUCUCUCUCUCUCUCUCUCUCUCUCUCUUGGUAAGCAGCAGUACAUUGAGGAGACAGUGUGUGCAGGAGACACAGAUAGGCGUUUAGCUCCAGCUGAAACACGCAGAGUGAUCUCGCUCCUUUCUUCUCUUCUUCUCCUCUCCUCUCCUCUCCUGCGUCGGAACGCAGCACAGAUCAUCAGUCACAAGGACAGGCUGACAGCAAUACACUGGCCAGAUGGAGUUCACUGGAGCUGAGGAGCUGACAGAUGAGGAGAAGGAAAUAAUCAACAGCGUGCUGGCCCGAGCCGAGAUGAUUGAGGCCAUGGAGCAGGAACGGAUUGGGCGUUUGGCCAAUCGGCUGGACACAAUAAAGAGGACGGCAUGCGGUGACGGCUACUCACAAUGCCUGCUCUGCGGCCAGCAGUUCGGCUUGAUGGGAGUCAGCACGGUCAUGUGUGACGAGUGCAAGAAGCACAUAUGCACCAAGUGUGGCAUUCGCAGUAACAGUCGCUCCUGCCCUGUAUGGCUGUGCAAGAUCUGCAGUGAACAAAAGGAGAUAUUGAAGCAGUCUGGUGCCUGGUUCUUCAAGGGGUUGCCACAGCAGGUCUUGCCUGCACCUUUAACCAUUUCAAAGCCGAAACGUUUCAGUGCUACUGACGCACCGGCUCCAUCUGAACCAUCAUCCCAACAGAGCACAACUGCUCAUCCAUAUGUCAACACACAGAAUGAAGCAGAAAUGAAGCCUCCUGAACAAGAAGGGCUGCCUGUCAGCGCUCAGAUCAGUCAAACUCAAGCUCAAUCGGGUGCAGAGAGACAGUCUAAUCUGACAGUGUGGAAAAAAGAAGAAUCUAACAAGAGCGCAAGCUAUCCUUUGCAGCCAUCGUAUCUGAGCUCACUAAUGCAGACAGGAGUCCUUCAGAUGGAGAGUAGGACAUUACCUACUGUGCAGCCUCCAGUUGCAAACAGCACCCACACUCCUGCCACUGCUGAGGAGGUGGAGGACUACGACUCCGACGAUGCCACCACACUGGGGAUGUUGGAGUUUAGUCUGCUCUACGAAGAGGAAAACCACACUUUGCACUGCAAUAUCAUCAGAGCCAAGGGGCUCAAGUCAAUGGACUCCAAUGGCCUUGCCGAUCCAUAUGUCAAACUGCAUUUGCUUCCAGGUGCUAGCAAGUCUAACAAGCUACGCACAAAGACUCUGCGCAACACGCUGAAUCCAUUUUGGAAUGAGACACUGGUCUACCACGGCCUCACCAAUGAGGACAUGCAGAGAAAAACCCUCAGACUCUCUGUGAGCGAUGAAGACAAGUUUGGACAUAACGAGUUCAUUGGGGAAACCCGGGUGGUCCUGAAGAAGCUCAAAGUGAACCAGAAGAAGAACUUCAAUGUGUGUUUGGAGAGAGUUAUUCCGGUGAAGCGAACAGCUGCUGGAGGUGCAGUACGUGGUAUGGCAUUGUAUGAGGAGGAGAUAAACGAGGGUGAUGAUGCAGAGGAGAGAGGACGUAUCCUGGUGUCUCUCACCUACAACAGCCAGCAGAGUCAACUCGUUGUGGGUAUCGUCCGCUGUGCUCAUCUGGCUCCCAUGGACGCCAACGGCUACUCUGACCCUUAUGUCAAGAUUUCCCUGAAACCUGACAUGGGGAAGAAAGCGAAGAAUAAAACGCAGAUCAAGAAGAAGACCCUCAACCCUGAAUUUAAUGAGGAAUUCAGCUAUGAUAUCAAACACAGUGAACUAGCAAAGAAGACUUUGGAUAUCUCCGUCUGGGAUUAUGACAUGGGAAAAUCCAAUGAUUUCAUAGGAGGCUGCCAGCUUGGUAUCACAGCCAAAGGAGAAUGCCUGAAACAUUGGUAUGAGUGCCUGAAGAACAAAGACAAGAAGAUCGAACGCUGGCAUGUGCUGUUCAAUCAAAACAACAUUGAGGCUGAUGACUGAAAUACCCUGAUCUCCAUAUCCUAAUAGAUCUUACUUUGUGACUCUGUACGAUCCUGUCUUCCACCAUUCAUUUUCAUCCCACUGUUAAACUUGCUCCUACUGUGCUAAUUAGCCUGACUUCACUUACGAUAGUGCACUUCUUGCUUCGUGCUCUUACAACGAGCUAUUAUGUAAUUAGUGGUUUAGAUAAUCUUUAACUGUCUAUCUGUAUUGAAUCUAAUCCACUAUCGCAAAGGAAGAUGAGAAAAACCGUGCUACAUUAGGUACUGAGAAAAAUGAAACGUGACGUUAAAUGUGAUGUAAUUACAGUAUUUGAAUUCCCCUAUAUCAUUUCGACUUUAAUAUGACAGAGUGACUGCUCUACUAAAAUGGAUGAAAAUUGUGCACAGUACGUGGUAGAACACAUCAAGCUACAUCUUGUAUACAGGUUGUUCGAUAUUGAUAUUCCCGUACAUUUUUCAAAAUUGUUCCGAUCCAAAAUAGCAUUUUACACUGUAGAAAAACGACGAGGAAACUGAGUAAUAAUUGUUGAUGUAGCCGAGAGUGACAUAUCUAUAUACAGUCCUCUCUGAAAGUAUUGGGACAGCAAGGGCAAUUCUACUUUUUUUGCUAUACAUUGAAGACAUUUAGGUUUGAGAUCAAAAAAUGAAUAUGAGACGAUAUAUCAGGAAUUCAGCUUCUUUUACUGAUAUUUACAUCUAGACUUUUGCUCAACUAAAAUUUUACGUGAGCAAAAGUAUAGGAGCAGAUAGUAAAUUAAUACUUAAAGUUUAGUUGCAUAUUCCCUUGCUUUCAAUAACUGCAUCAAGCAGUCUCCUCUUCAAGAGUUGAAAUACAAGCUGGGUUAAGAUCUGGUGAUUGACUUGGCCAGUCUACAACAUUCUAAUUUUUCCCCCUGAUGAAGUCCUUUGUUGUGUUGGCAGUGCUUUUUGGGUCAUUGUCUUGCUGCAUGAUGAAGUUCCUAACAAUUAGAUUGGAUGCAUUUCUCGAUAAAUUGGAAGGCAGAUGUAGAUUUGUUUCUGUAAACUUCUGAAUUCAUCAUGAGUUACAUCAUCAAUAAAGAAUAGAGAGCCCAUAUUUCAGAAUCAGCCAUGCAAGCCCAAUCCAUAACACCUACCUCCGCUAUGCUUGACAGAUGAGCUUCUAUGUUUUGGAUUAUUAGCAAAGCCUUUCUUUCUCCACACUUUGGCCUUUCCAUCACUUUGGCAGAGGUUAAUCCAAAAUUUUUUGGCUCAUCUCCAUCUACUUCUAAUCUAUUUCCAAUCUGGCCUUCUGAUUCUUACUGCUCAUGAGUGGUUUGCAUCUUGUGGUAUGGCCUCUAUGUUUCUGCACUUGAAGUCUUCUUCAAAUGGUGGCUUGUGAUACCUUCACUCCUGCCAUGUGAAGGUUGCUGUCGAUGUCACUGUUGUUUUUGGGUUUUUCUUCACAGCUCUCACAAUAUUUCUGUCAUCAACUGAUGUUGUUUUCCUUGGCCGACCUGUUCCAUGUCUGGUUGUUAGUACACCAGUGGUUUCCUUCUUUUUCAGGACAUUCCAAAUUGGUGUAUCGGCUAUGCCCAGUGCUUGUGCAAUAUCUCUGAUCGAUUUUUCAGCUUCAAAAAGGAUUGCUUUUCUCCCAUAGACAGCUCUCUGGUCUUCAUGAUGGUUUAUUCUUUUUACCAACAAAUGCAGUCUUCACAGGCAAAACCUA
Ictalurus punctatus (channel catfish) is the source of this 3710-nucleotide messenger RNA. RefSeq names its product rabphilin 3A homolog (mouse), a (gene rph3aa). The transcript is spliced from 16 exons. Bases 321 to 2021 code for a protein of 566 amino acids. Lineage: Eukaryota; Metazoa; Chordata; Actinopteri; Siluriformes; Ictaluridae. The record is from RefSeq and is a predicted model, not a curated record. Gene Ontology annotation, cellular component: membrane. Gene Ontology annotation, molecular function: small GTPase binding. Gene Ontology annotation, biological process: intracellular protein transport.